UUCUGUCUUGUUGCUGUCUCAGCUCAGAACACUUUACUGGAUAGAGGCGUGUCCCCAUCCUGUGGGAUGAGCUUGAGUGCAUUUAUUUUUUUUGUGUGUGUGUGUGUAAUAGCAUGACUGGUAGUUUUUGUUAUCUUCACCUGAGACAAGUUCUCUCACAAAGCGCUGGUCAGUCGCCGUAAGGUGUAGAAAGAGACAAUGUUUUUACGUAGAGGAGUAAGGUCUUUUAUUGCUUCAUCAUUUAAUUAUUAUAACUUCGCGGGUUCAGUGCAGGUCGCAAGAAGUAUACCACAGGACGCCAUAGGAACGUUGCAUAACUCUCGCAUUAUUUCCUGCUCCCAACUCCGUGACAGAGCCGUAAAUAGUGUGUGUGUUUUACGGCUACCUAGUGGAAUGUUGCAGGAUAACUCUGUGAAAAACAACAUACGCGUGCCUCAUGCUUGCACGGCCUGCAAAUCGGUUUCAAGGCUUGACUUCAUUUUGCCUUUUUCAUGGAGGAGCAAGGAUCGUAAUACGAAUGACCGACUAAAUUCACCGAAAAGCUUAUUUUGUAUUUGCACCGAAACGUGUAUCGUUCUUUCCUCCACGGACAAACCUCUGUCAAGUACUUUAUCCAACGCUUCGAAACAGAAACAAGAAAAUUGGAUGAAGAGGGAAUCAGCCCCAGACGUCCAAAAGGUACUGCUUUCUAAGAGCCCACAGGAAGAAGUUGAAGAACCAGAGCCUGGGGAAAAGCAAAACAAAACAAAAGAGCUGAAGAAAAUUUUUAAGGAAUAUGGUGCUGUUGGUGUUUCAUUUCACAUUGGAAUAUCUCUAAUUUCUCUUGGAAUUUUCUACAUUGCCGUGUCUAGAAGCAGGGAGACAGCAUGUGGGACCAAAAGGGUGAGGUUAGAGUACCCCACAAUAUUUCUGGAAGCAGUUACCGCCUUUUCAGCUGCAGCAACUGCAUGCAGGCAAACAGGAAGUCCAGCCGCCACUGGAUCCAGCCUGCUGGAGAAUGGGAUCAAUAUGACAGCUGUCCUUUGCAAGAUGGGCUUUACUGAAUCUGUUGUUCAGUCGAAGAUGGCUGCUGGCACUAGCACAUUUGUGCUAGCUUAUGCUGUCCACAAACUCUUUGCUCCAUUUCGGAUCAGCAUCACUCUUGUGUCUGUACCACUCAUAGUACGAUAUCUUCGGAAAACAGGACUUUUCAAAUCCUCACCACCUCGUCUGUGAACAAGCAUGUUUCCAAUGGUGGACACACACACACACACAGGGUAUUUUUAAAAAUUUGAUAUUAUUUGAAAUGUAAGUAUCCCAGAAACUACAUAGUCUAGGCAAAUGAAACUGAAUAGGCAUAAUGUUGAACAAUAUAAGAUUUAUUCCUCAAAAUUUGGAUGAGAAAUUCAAAGGUAUGUGGAUUCCAUGAACGAUUUCACAAAUUUUCAAUAUGCGCGCCGCCUGAGACACGGCACUCUAACACACAAAACACCUUUUCUUUUGUAGUGAAUUGCAUUUCUAUACCUAAAAAUAAAAAAAAAAACAUUAAAGAUAAAAUUUUGACCUGUUUCCACACAUGCUGUGAAAAUUUGAGGUCAAUUGAACGAGAAUUGGCCAAGUUACUAGAUUGUGAAAUGAUUUUAAAAAAUUUUGAAGCACCCUGUAUGUAUGUGUAUACAGAUGAAGAGUUUGGUUCCAAAACGCGAUAGCGUUUUUUUUUUUUUUUAAAUCAAGUUACCACCAAAAGAAUCAUGGAACUCUUCAAAGUUCCAAAAUCAAUUUUAUGCAAAACAUGAUAGCUACAUUUCCCUGCAUCAUAUAGCCUGUAUCUUUCCAAAAUGUGAAAAGCGCUACCACUGAUUUUCUGCAAAACGCAAUUUCUCCGCUUGACCAAUCACAGCACACCAUUAAAAUAUGUAAACAGUGAUAACAGCUCACACUGUCUUUUAGUGAGAUUUUGAAUGAAAUAAAUGCAUACCUUCGAUGGAAUCAAACAUUUUAUCUUAAUAUUUUAUAUUAUUAUUCCAGUAAAGAUUGGGGUCCAAUGUUAUUUGCCACUUAUAUAUAUUUGGGGGGUUAGCACCAUUUGAUUUACACAACAUGCCUGCAACUUUAAAGGUGUCUGUGAAGAUUCUCAAUCAUCCAGGUCAUAGUAAACUGUGGGUGGUAGAAAUGGGUAACUGGACUUGCU
Molecule: messenger RNA, 2170 nt
Organism: Neoarius graeffei (lesser salmon catfish)
Lineage: Eukaryota; Metazoa; Chordata; Actinopteri; Siluriformes; Ariidae
Gene: mims2
Product: family with sequence similarity 210 member B
Exons: 4
Coding region: 199-1215 (338 amino acids)
Cellular component (GO): mitochondrion
Source: RefSeq, a predicted model, not a curated record